CGCACUGCGACUAGACACCAAUCAGAGUUCACGCGGUUACAGCAGCAGCAACAUACAAUCACACAUAGAGUGCACUGGCACCGACAGAAGCCAUUCGACACAAGAGAAUACAGACAGGGGAUACGAUAGAUUCGAUCGAUUGAUUGAUUUCAACUCGUUCGUUUCUCUUUCUGUUUCGUUGGGUUCAGAGUUUUGUUCUAUUUUGUCGAUUCGAGGCGGUAUUUCAAACACCACUGUGCUGAAGAAUUCAACAAUUCUAUCGGAGAGAGAUGAUUCACCGUCUACGCCUGCGGCGCUCGGUGCCUUUUCACUAUGGGUACGCCUGUGCGUUGGUUUUGGCAUGUUUCGCGUCCCCCGUCGUCGCCACCAUUUCCUUCCUGGAUUCGGGAAAGACGUUUCAUUCGAGGAUGGAUCCCCACAUUGGGCAGCCCCUGAUGCGGGGUUACGAAUACGUGGGCCGCUUGCAAUACAUCUCGGAGAAUCCGACGCUCUGUCCCGGGAACGACAACGACGGCAACGGAAACGACCAAACCUUUGACAUUGUCACGCCCAUGGAUGGACUGCCUGGUACGUAAAAGCCGUGACAAUAGGGUGAUUGCGUAGGCAAGGGCAACGAUAGUCGCUGUGGUUUACCGGAUCAUGUAGUACAAGCCUAAAAUGUGGUAUUGCAUACAAAAUCGAGAAUUUCCGAUGGUGCUGUGCAACAUAAUGCGGUAUGCCAUGCCAUGGAUGGUGUCGGAGGUUUAAUUGUUUUUGGUUAUUGCAAACAACUUCCGUGGGCAACCUUUCUAUCGAAAUCAAUCCGUCCAACUAACAAUUCUCUGUACUCAUUUGCCGUUGGAUACAUUUUGCUAUUCACUAUUCUAUUAUGCGUUACAAAACACCUGAACAAUCCGGCUGGGUUCGAUUCGUUUCGAUUCGAUUCCAUUGCUUAGUUGCAUUGGUGGCCCAAGCCGGUGGUUGCAGCAUCAUGGAAAAGGCGCGGGUUGCUUCCACCAUGAUUCGCCCGGCAAACAACGUACAGUAUUUGAUCAUUCAGAAUUCCAGCAAGCGCGGGGCACCCACCGUCCUUGCAAACAGCAACCAAUACGGAGACGAAGCCAGCCACGACAGCAAACAGUCACAGAUUUUCCCCGGGAGUCGCUACUAUGGUGGUUCCAGUAUGGAGAGCCUGCUUCAAUCAUUGACMGGCAACGAGGACUAUUAUGACGGUGACGAAUCAUUUUACCUGGACUUUUCGGCUAUGGAUCUAGACCAACCACACGGUCGCGUCUUGACGCACCUUACUGACAUGAGCGAGCAAUCCAGCUGGGGUCAUGAUGGUGCAAUCAACCUGGCAGUAAUGUAUGUAACAUUUGCUGUUGGAGACGAGUUGUUCCGUGCUGUGGAAAACGAAAGCGCCAGGGACCGUCGCCGGGGAGGGUAAGUGAAGCACACACAAACAGGCGAGCAACGCAUUCUCGAAAGUAUACCUUCCGAAAAUGCUUCGCACCACUAUUGAAAUUGACCGCCUUCGCUCACGGCAUUUCUUCUGCGUCAUAAUUGCUGAAUCGAUCAUUCGAAACCGUGUCUGUUGCGAAUUUGGAACAAACCUCUGGUUUUUAUUUGUUGCUGUAUCGAUUGGCAUGUGAAGAACGAGAAUCCUUAUGAACUCAAAGGAAUCAGAUGUCAGUGCACGAACCGUAAUUGUUUGGAUGCUAAUUUCUUUCAGUGUUUGUGCGUGCAUUUGCUGCUGUUUGCUCGCGUGCAUCCAAACGAGCUUCGAGGAGGAGGAGGACCAGGAGGCACCAAGAAGACCCGUGCGGCGCCGAUUGACCCUCGAAGAAGUCCGAGCCAGGUUCCCCUCGUUCCAUUUCAAUCCGGAGGAACACAACCAAAACAACAACCCCAGCCAUGCCUGCACAAACGACGAAACCGAGGGGUCCACAGCCGAAGAUGUGCAGCCAAAAUGUGGUGGAUACAUGCAGCUCUCCGAUGAAUGCACCAUAUGCCUCGACGAAUUUGUCCCCGGAGUGCGGGUUCGAGAAUUACCCUGUGGGCAUGUCUUUCACUCGACGUGCAUUGCUCGGUGGUUGAUCGAACGAUCGGCCGUCUGUCCUCUCUGUAAACUCGACCUCUACGUAGAGCCAGAAGAAGACGAAGACAGCGACGGCAACAACAACGGCGAUAGUGAUGAUCCGGGUGGAGAAUCACCGCCGGGAGAGGGAUUUGCAUCGUUCUUCAGCAGCUGGUGGUGGGGCAGCAGAACAAUCAACAGCGAGGGAGAUAUCUCGCUUGAAAACCCCGUAGAUGGGGCUCCAGCAGCAAACAACACUGGGGAGGAAACAACUACAGCUCCCUCCCAAGACCAACCCCUCGGCGCUUUCGUGGAGGGCGAUACCGAUAGUGGUGCGACGAGCGAAGAGGGAGAAUCGAGAUCGUGGUGGCCAUUUUCUGUGGAGACUGCGCCACACACGGAGGAGGAGGAGGAGCGUUUGGGCAACAAUCGCCGGCGGAGACCAAGGUCUCCCGGGCUGCCGUCCGCAGCUGGGGUGUUGCGGUGGACGAUGGGUGUCUUUGGACGCCGGAGACAGCACGAACAGCAGCUGCCAAGCCAAGAAAGUACGGAUGAUGGCAAUAUGGUGACGGAAUUGACGGAGCCCCUCGUUCCGCGAGGCUCGCUCGAAGAAGUGUAGUAUAGUGCUUGCCGGGGGCCGAGUAGAAAUCAAUAAAUACAAUAAUUGUCCCCCCCUCCCGAUGCUGCUUUGUCAUGCUCACAUUGCCGCAGAUUCCUACUCUCGAUGUCAGCAAAAGAGAUUAACGCACAACAAAAUUCUAUAGAAUACCCAAAAAAUACAUCAUUUUUGCCAUACAGUAGGAUUCCGUUUCGUGGUUAAAAAUGGAAGGUGCUUGAUUGACUAUUAGCAUCCACUAGUUGUGUUGUGUUAUUUGAUAAUUUUUCCUGUUCAAAUCGAGGCUUGAAUAAGUUUGCGAUUUAUUUUGUCUUCUACCAGAACAUCCUAAUUGGAAUGAAAAACAUAAUUAAUUGCUUGGCAAUCUAAUUCGACUAGUGUUGAUCCUGACGACGACUUGGCUACAAGUUGCACUUUCGCAACCUCCUCAUCAUCGCCUGCUGCCAUAACCCCCACCUCCACGGUAUCCGCCGCGAUCACGAUCGCGAUCGCCGUAUCCAGAGCCGCGGCGCCGGUCGUCAUAGCCUCCCCGGCUAUCGCCACGGUAACCACCACCGCGGUCGCCAUAACCUCCGCGCUCCCAGCGGCCACCAUCUCGACCGUACGAGGAUCCUCCCCGCCUGUCGUCUCCCCGUCCACGGUAUCGAUCGCGAUCGCCGUGACCUCCACCCUGCUGCAUCUGCUGGUAUUUCUGGUGGGACAUAAGAGGGGCCCCACCACCGCGUCCUCCAGGUCGGGGUGGUCCGUACCUACCGUACUUUUUGACCAUUUCUUGGUAUUUGUCGCGAACCAGUUUCCAUCCCACGUAUUGCUUUCCGGCAUAGUGAGCGGCAAUGCGCUCGUCGGCAUCUCGGGCGCUCAUAAAGUUUCCUGAAACCUCGCAGACGGUCUUGUCGGUUGUGGUAUCGGAACGCACAAAAUUCAAUUUUGCAUGGAGGAUUUCAAUGGAUUCCUCCUGAGGACCGAGCUGGGAAAUGAUGGUUGCAAUUUGGCAGAGGAGGCUUUGUUUUUCGAGGGCGAGCUUUCCCAAUUCUUCGAGAGUUGCUGACCCACUAGGAUCACCAUUUGCAUCGUUUUUGUCUAAUUCUUUUCGGUCGCCAUCAUCCUUCUGCACUUCCAAUUUUCCAUCUGAGUUUGUUUUUAUUGCUUCAUUGUUGGUUGAGUCACUGCUUUCAACACCUUGACGAUCGACGACUAUGGUUGGGUUUGCUCCUUGCUCGUCCUCAGUUUUCACUGCUGCGUCAGGUGUUUCCUGUUCCUUCGUCACUGCCUUCUCGGGUUCAUCGCCGCCCUCCUCGGCUUUGACAGUAGUCGUUUCCCCGUUCGUCUCGUUCGGUUUCUCCGCUUUUUUCAGCAUCAGCUCCUUUCUUUGUUCAUCCAAAAUAGCUUCCUCCUUUAUUUGCACUUCGUCUAGUAUUUUUAACGCUUUUACCAGAUCUUCCUUCAUAUCCUCCAACUGGCACUCUGCCCUCACGAGUUCCUCAACCUUCUCCUCGCUMACAUCGACGACGUAGUCGUUUCCACCACGCUUCUGUGCUUGUCGCUGGAGUUCCCGCUUGAGUUUCUCGUGGUUCCGAUUGACGGUUCGGUCGCAAUGUUGGACCAAUUCUUGUAGCUUGACAAAGAGGCGAGACUCGUAUCCCAAACGAUCCUUUUCCUCCCGGGGCAACGAGACGUAUUCUUUCCGUGCCGCCUCAUCAGCGGUAUAAGGAUUUGGACCAAUGUCCGACUUUGUGUUUACAAACAAUUCGUAAAUAUCCACCCCCCAGGCACAAUAUAGCGGAUCAAUAUCU
Pseudo-nitzschia multistriata is the source of this 4465-nucleotide messenger RNA. The record is from the annotation of a GenBank genome assembly. NCBI's taxonomy places the organism in Eukaryota, Bacillariophyta, Bacillariophyceae, Bacillariales, Bacillariaceae.